Molecule: messenger RNA, 958 nt
Organism: Strongylocentrotus purpuratus (purple sea urchin)
Lineage: Eukaryota; Metazoa; Echinodermata; Echinoidea; Camarodonta; Strongylocentrotidae
Product: mucin-4-like
Exons: 5
Coding region: 173-958 (261 amino acids)
Biological process (GO): cell-matrix adhesion
Source: RefSeq, a predicted model, not a curated record
UGUUUUUAUUUUCAUUUUCAUAGAGAUAAUAUACUUGGAUUAUGGAGCAGACAUUGAUGAACAGAUUACUUUCCAAUCUGACGUACUGGCUUGGGGGUGCGUUGACGUCAAGUCAUGUAUUCCGAUCGGCGACGGGCAUCUAUACACAACGAUACGGUUCACAUCUACUGGCAUGAUCGAGUUCUCCAACGACAAAUGUUCGAUAGACAAGUCUAUGACUCAGUACACAAACCCACGUCUCUUCACUGGUGGAGAGGCGUCAAUUGCUGUCCUAGGAGCUGCAGUGGACCUCAGCAUUGGUGAUCCCAAAAUAUUUUAUCAGCUUCAAGAUAAAUAUGACCUCUCAGAUAACAACGGAGGAUCCCUUCUUCAAGCCUUAAAGAGUAAACUAAACAGGACAGACUCGGAGUUGGGUGAAGCGAAUCCAAUAGCAGCGUUGAAGAUCACCUGGGAAGCUAUCCAGCCGCCUGGAUCACAACCGGGACAGGAGACAAACACCUACCAGGCUGUGGUCUUCACCGACGGCAAACAGACAGGUGUAAUGAUGAACUACCAGGCAGGGGACCUUCAAUGGCAUACUAGUUUGAAAGAACUUCCAGCACGAGUGGGAUACAGUAACAUUGACGAUGUAAUGAAUCUGUAUGAAGAUACUGAUCAGGACACUAAAUAUAAUAGUUAUCGACGAGACUUGGUCACAGGAAAUACGGGUCAGAUGGGCAGCUACAUUUAUCGCCUAGACCUCAAUGGUGCCGAUUUUGUCAACCCAUGUGUUGAGUGUCUGAAGUGGUAUGAGAAUGACCUCAGGGUGACCUACACCUAUUCCGAUGCAUCUGUGUGCCCUUGUUCAAGGAGACAAGCUAGAAGAGACGUAAACUUCAGAAGAUGUACUUUUCCAAGGGGCAACGAUCCUGAUUUCAGUAGUGCUAGUUAUAGUAAGUUCGAAAAUAUCCCAAGAUGA